Messenger RNA from Asterias rubens (European starfish), 1094 nucleotides. RefSeq lists its product as uncharacterized. The transcript is spliced from 3 exons. The coding region runs from base 76 to 687 and encodes 203 amino acids. NCBI's taxonomy places the organism in Eukaryota, Metazoa, Echinodermata, Asteroidea, Forcipulatida, Asteriidae. The record is from RefSeq and is a predicted model, not a curated record.
GUGCACCCACGCUGACUCGACUCUCUAUAUACAGCAAUCGCGCAAUCAACGACGUACAGAAAAAUUAUCAACAAAAUGGAUUCCGACAGCGAAGUUUCCAGCGAUUUAUUUUCUGAAUCAUCGGGAUCAUCAUCGGGCGAUGAUAUCACUGAAGAGGAAGUAGGAGAAGUCGGGGGAGUCCGUGCUAUGCAGCCGUACAUGUACGAGCCAGAACGUGGCUCCGAUAGCGACAGUGAUAAUGAUGUUCCCCCAGCAGUGCGGGACGACGACGACGACGUUGAAAACAGACUGGGAAACUCCCAAUGGUGCCUGUGUGGAUGCUGUGUGGCAAUGCCAACAGUCAAGGAGAGCAUUUGCUGCAAGGAGGUCGAAAGGGUUGUUGCCAAGAUGGAUGAAUUUGUCUUGGAUGUCGAUUGUAUAACCGAGCACCCAGGUUUUUCGGCAGUAUGCCUUAAUUUAUGGGUUUUGGAAACCGCAUUGUGGGAAUACAAUCAGGCCUAUAAUCCACCGGAGCAGGAGGUAACUCAAAAUCAAAAAAAUCGUCAUGCUGCCUACAGACAGUUGGUACGCUGGAUAUGGCACUUCUUGGGGAAGGAAGUGAGAGUGCCAUUGCCGUCCUGUGCGGUGAACAGGAUCCGGCAAGCCUUUCCAUCAGACGUUUACAAAGGUUUUAAAGAAAUUGAGUAGUUUAAUUUUAACAAACCAAAGGCAAACAUGUCACUACACUGUACAUAUGUAGAUUGAAACAAAAUAAGAAACUUAAUAACUUAAAAUGGAUACUCAUUCAUGUGAUUCAUCUGGAAUUACCAUGUAGGCCUUUUAUUUCAAUUCCUGGAGAAUUUUCCUGAACAUUAUAUUUCAGAGGCAACAAUUUUUAUAGAUAUAAAUAUAAUAAGAAACUUAAGAACUUAAUGUAAAACAGUUCAUGUGAUUUAUCUGAAAUCACCAUGUAGGCCUUUAACAUCAAUUCACGUGAGAUGAGUACAACUGACAAACAGACGGAUCCUCGCUACGUGUUAUCUUAUAAGUUUGGGGUCAGAUGUGAUCAUUGUCCAAGUCCAAACCUAAUAAAUUUCUUUACUACUAAAAUUAAA